UAUUAUAGUCUUUUCAAACAACAUCUAAGUAUAAAAGUUGCAUACAAUUUGGCUUUUAAUAUUUUGGCGCGUAUUUCAUGGUACUUCUUUCGUAUUGGUUAUGAUUAUUUAUCAACACAAGUUCAGCACAUUUUACAUGAGUUAAGUAACGAUGGGAAUAAAUUUAUUACCUGUACGUUAUGGGCAUUACGAAGGACACACUGAUAUCUGCUUCUCAGAUGAUGGAGAUAAAUUAUUAUCAUGUGGAGCUGACGGAGAGGUGAGGAUCUGGAAUGGGUUUGAUGAUGAUGACCCAUUGCAAAAUUGCAUUGGUGAAUUUGCCUUGUGCAUUAAGCACAAGGGUGAGCACAUCUUUGUUGGUACGAACACAAAUUUGGUCCAGCAAUUAACAUAUCCAAAUGGAGAUAGGAAUGGAAUAUUAACUAGGUUUACAGCACAUGUUAAUCAUAUGUAUAUAUCAGAAGCACAUAAUUGGAUUGCUUUGGCGUCUGAAGACAUGACUGUAAAGGUGAUGGAAAUAAGUACAAAGGAAACAAAAACGUUUACUAUAAAUGGACCACCAUUGAGCGUAUCGUUGUGCAAGAAUUUGAAGAACUUGGCGGUCAGCUGCGGGGAUGGAAAAUUGAAGAUCUUCAAUAUAGAAGACCAAUCUCUAAUUAAAGAAAUUUCGGUAGUAGCGAAAGCCAAUAGCUUUGAGAAUGCCAAAGAGUUGUGUCGAAUAGAUUUCGACCAGAAAUACAACAAAUACUUCGCGUAUCCAGAUGGGAACAAAAUCUCCAUUCUCAACAUAUCCGAUUGGAAUGAAGCUUUCACCCUUAGUACAGACGCUAUUGAUUCCAACUAUUCCUUAGUUUGUUUUUCACCUUGCGGUAAUUACGUUGCAGCUUCAACUCUGGAUGGUAACAUUGCUGUGUGGCUUUUGCGCUCGCAAACCAUCGUGGGUUUUGAAAAGCAAUCUGACAUAGCUAUCACAUCGUUAGCUUGGAAUCCAAAAGGAAAUGGUGAAUUGGCAUUUGCUGAUGCUCAAGGAAAUGUUGGGAUGGCAACUAAUUGCACAGAAACGGGAGCUGAUGAAGAUGAUGGCGAUAUCCCGGACGAAGAAGGUGCAAUAGAAGAGCAAAAUUACGAAAGCGAAAAUAUCGAUUUUGGAGAUGUGCAAAUCGAAGCUGAAGAUGAUGAUGAGGAUAACGAGAACGCAGUGUCUUUGGAGAAGUUGAAGAAGGAAAUCAUGGGACCUCUUGAACCUGAAUUAGAAGCUAUCGAAGCGGCAGCAUCAAGAUCUCCAUCACCCAGAGCUCGAUCUGUAACACCCGAAAUACCUCUUCAACCUGCGUUUAUGCCUUCUUCGACACCGGAACAUCUAGACCCCAGAUAUAUGUGCUACAAUGAAGUCGGCAUCAUACGUUGUUACGGUUGUAAUUUGGACGAUGAUGAUGAUGGUACAAGAUCUAUUGAGGUGGAAUUCCACGACUCUCAAAUUCACAGCAGCAUGAUGAUACGCAACUACAAAGGAUACACAAUGGGAUCUAUUAGUACUGCUGCGUUAGCUGUAGCAAAUAACACUGUGAUACACGUCGUUCCAUUGGGUUCAUCUUCGGAAGAGUGGCACUUGGUUUUGGAAGAUGACGAAGAAAUCGUGUGCAUAGCUGCUUCGCAUAAUUUGAUUUGCUUAGCCACUGCUAACUAUUUCGUACACGUUUCCACGAUAUUCGGCAUCCAGAAGGCUGUGAUCUCAGUGCCAGGACCAAUUCUGACCAUGUCCGCUAUCGGAAUGGUUUUAAUCAUCGCGUAUCAUUCCACUUCCACGAGGAAAGGAGAUCAAUGCGUUGAAACUAUGCUAGUCAAAUUUGAAGGAACAACCAUUGAAAAUCGUGAUAUGAAAGUAGCGCUUAAGCCAGGUUCUAAGCUUCAAUGGCUUGGAUUCACGGACGUCGGAACUCCAGCUAUGAUGGAUUCAACUGGAAUGGUAUACUUGCACCCUCUGCAAUGCAACCUGUGGAUUCCGUUUUGCGAUACAAAAAAACACCAUAAAAGCCCAAGCGAUGGAUUUUUCAUGACUGCAAUAUACGAAAGUCUGGGAACAAUAAGAGGAAUUCGAUGUAAAGGCAGUUUGUACCCAGGAUUCACGCCUCGUCCCACCUUGACUGAAAUCGAAUUCCAACCACCGUUCCUCGAAAUUGGAACUGGGAAAUCGCAGUACGAAUCCAGCCUCUUCACCAUGUCCACGUUGCAGAUCGAAGGCAUGGAAAAGAAAUAUCAAGAGAUCGCAUUGAAAUCAUUUGCUUUGGCCAUGAAAAAUAAUUUGGAGAAAAGGGCCGUGGAGUUUAUGGAGAUGCUGGGCAAUCCGCAACUUUUGAAUUUGGCUGUGAAAUAUGCUUCAAAGUUCGAUAAAAGAAGACUCGUUGAGAAGUUGAUGGACGUUGCUUCUAAAAUCGACGCCGAUGCGGAUCCUCCAACCUUUAAUGGUUCUUCUGUUUCAACACCGAGCACCAAUGUCAUCAAACCGAAUAAGAAAUUGUUGUUAGAAUCUACAAGCAAAAUCUUAAAUAAAUCCAAGUCGCAGGUUUCUACUCCCACACAAGGCACACCUUCAAGUUCGAUGAUUAACAAUACUCCGUCCACCUCGAUAAUAUCAACGCCGGGGAAUAUCACGUUGAGCGACAUAUCAAUCCUUCAAGAUGAGCCGAAAAAUCCGUUCCUGAAGAGUCUUAAAAAAACACAGACGAGCGCCUUCAAUCCGCUUAGUUUAACAGACAAAUUCGCUGGCAUCGAAAAAGAAAAUGAUUCUGUGAAGUCGGAAAAGAGGAAACAGCCGGAUUCAUCACCGAGCGAGAAGAAUAAGGAGAAGCAAAGAAAAUUGGAUAGAUUCAUGUUUUCUAAGCGGAACUAAGUGUCCAUUUUUUAUUUAUUGAUAUACUACUAUUAAUGAGUUUUAAUAUUUAUGUUUUAUAAUUG
Molecule: messenger RNA, 2955 nt
Organism: Nicrophorus vespilloides
Lineage: Eukaryota; Metazoa; Arthropoda; Insecta; Coleoptera; Silphidae
Gene: Ctf4
Product: WD repeat and HMG-box DNA-binding protein 1
Exons: 11
Coding region: 152-2890 (912 amino acids)
Biological process (GO): mitotic cell cycle; DNA-templated DNA replication; DNA repair
Cellular component (GO): nuclear replication fork
Molecular function (GO): protein binding; chromatin binding
Source: RefSeq, a predicted model, not a curated record